CUCAGUCGCUCGGCUGCUCCUCGCCCCGCCCCGUCAUUGUCCCCGGAGGUCUCCUUUCCCCUCCCCGUGCGUCCUAAGAGCUGUGAGAGUUGCUGGCUUCUCCCGCUGCCCGGGGUCUCUCCGCCUUCGGGGGUCAGGCUCUCGAGCAAGAUGGAGGGCUGCCUGGGGGAGGAAUCUUUUCAGAUGUGGGAGCUCAACCGGCGCCUGGAGGCCUACCUGGCGCGGGUGAAGGCCCUAGAGGAGCAGAAUGAGCUGCUCGGCGCGGAGCUCGGAGGCCUCCGGGCACAGACCGGGGACGCCUCCUGGCGCGCCCGUGCCGACGACGAGCUGGCGGCCCUGCGGGCCCUCGUCGACCAGCGCUGGCGGGAGAAGCACGCGGCCGAGGUGGCGCGCGACAACCUGGCGGAAGAGGUGGCGGGCGUGGCAGGCCAGUGCCAGCAGCAGAGGCUGGCGCGGGAGCGGGCGGCGGCCGAGGCGGCCCGCAUCCGGCGUGCGGCCGAGGCCGAGAAGUGCGCCCAGACCCGGCUGAGCGCCCGGGCGGCGGAGCUGGAGCGCGAGCUGGAGGUGGUGUGCGCGGCGCACGAGGAGGAGCGCGCGGUCCUGAGCGCCCGGCCCCGCGCCCCCAGCCGCCCCGCCGCGCCCCGCGGGUCCCCCGCGCCCGCCCCGGAGCUGGAGGAGCUGGCGCGGCAGCUGGGCGACGCGUGGCGCGGGGCGGUGCGCGGCUACCAGGAGCGCGUGGCGCGCAUGGAGACGUCGCUGGGCCAGGCCCGCGAGCGCUUGGGCCGCGCGGUGCAGGGCGCCCGCGAGGGUCGCCUGGAGCUGCAGCAGCUGCAGGCGGAGCGUGGCGGCCUCCGGGAGCGCAGGGCCGCGCUGGAGCAGAGGCUGGAGAGCUGCUGGCAGGAGCGGCUGCGUGCCACCGAGAAGUUCCAGUCCACUGUGGAGGCUCUGGAGCAGGAGAAGCUCGGCCUGCAGGGCCAGACCGCCCAGGUGCUGGCAGGUCGGCGGCAGCUGGCAGAGCUCCAGAUGUCCCUCAGCCUGGAGGUGGCUACCUACAGGACCCUCCUAGAGGCUGAGAAUUCCAGGCUGCAGACCCCUGGUGGUGUUUCCAAGGCUUCUCUCUGCUUCCAGGACCCUAAGCUGGAGCUGCAUUUCCCUGGGACCCCAGAGGGCCGGCAUCUGGGACCUUUGCUCUCUGCCCUGAGCCCUACUUCCCUCUCCUUGCCCUUGCCUGAUACCCUUGAGACACCUGUGCCAGGCUUUCUGAAGAGCCGAGAAUUCCUCCAGGCCCGUACCCCAACCCUGGCCAGCACCCCCAUCCCCCCCCCCACUUCCGCUCCCUGCGCUGCUACAGAUGCAGAGAUCGGAACCCAGGAUGCCCCCCUGUCCCUGCUCCAGCCACAGAGUGGGAGGGAGCAGGCCCCAGAAGCUAUGCGGGCCCCGGCCCUCCCUUCCAGCAUUCUGCCAGGACCAGAGGAGCCUGGGGGCGAGCAACAAGAGGCCGGUACUGGCCGGUCUUCUGAGGAUCACACCUCCUUGGCCCCACCCCUCAGCCCAGACCCCUGUAGUUUAGAGGCCAAAGGGGGAGAACCCAGUGAGUCUAGAAGGGCUCGCCGAUUCCAGGACAAAGGUGAAGGGCGAGUCUGGGGGCUGGCAGAGAAAGAAACUGCCACAGAGGUCAAAAUGGUGAACAGUUUGCAGCAGGAAACACGGCCAGAAGACGGGGGUCUGAACACGAAGGAGGUCCAGGACUCCCAGGGUCCUUUGGAAGAAGAAACUCUGAAGUCUGUGGACGAGGAAAUUCGAGAGCCGCUGAUGUCUCUGGAAAAACAGAGCUAUGAGACACUGACAUCUCUGGAGGAGAAUCCAGAAUCUCUGAGGUCUUUAAAAGAAGAGAGGUUAGACACAUCAAAGGGUCUAGAAAAGGAGAAUCGAGAGCUAUUGACGUCUUUAGAAGAGAAGGAUGCAGAAGUAGUGAGACCUCUAGAAAAAGAGACUCGAGGGCUACUUAAACCUGUAGGAAAAGAGGACCCACAGACAUUGCAAUCUCUAGAAAAGGAGAAUCGAGAACUAAUGGGGUCUCUUGAAGGUAAUGUAGAGACAUUUUUAUAUCCAGAAAAGGAAAACCACGUGUUAGUAAGGUCUCUAGAAGAGAACUUUGAGUUGAUGAGAGAAUCAGAAAAGGAGAAUCAAGAGCCAUUGAGAUCUCUAGAAGAUGAGACUCUAGAGAACUUGAGACUACUAGAAAAAGAAAACCAAGAGCCUCUCAACUCUCCAGAAGGUGAGAAGCAUAAGACCUUGAGACCUCCAGAAAAAGAGAACCAGGAACCAGUGAGGUGUCUAGAAAAAGAUGACCAAGGGACAUUGAGGCCUCUAGAAAAAGAGAACCAGGAGUCCUUGAGGUCUCUAGAAGAAGAGGACCAGGAAUCAGUGAGACCUCUAGAAGAAGAAUACCAGGAGCCAGUGAAGUCUGUAGGAGAUGAGAACCAGGAGACAUUGGGAUCUCUAGAAAAAGAGAACCAGAGGUCCUUGGGGUCUCUAGAAGAAGAGGACCAGAAGAUAGUGAUACCUGUAGAAGAGAACCAGGAGCCAGUGAGGUCUCUAGAAGACGACCAGGAGACACUGAAUCCCCUAGAAAAAGAAAACCAGGAGCCAGUGAAGCCUCUAGAAGAUAAGAACCAAGAGACAUUGGGAUCUCUAGAAAAAGAGACCCAGAGGUCCUUGAGGUCUCUAGAAGAGGACCGAGAGAUGGUGAGACCUCUAGAAAACGAACACCAGGAGCCAGUGGUGUCUCUAGUAGAAGAAGACCAGGCAACACUGAGACUUUUAGAAAAAGAGAACCACGAGCCACUGAAGUCUCUAGAAGAUGACAACCAGGAGACAUUGGGAUCCCUGGAAAAAGAGAAUCAGAGGUCGUUGGGGUCUCUAGAAGAAGAUGACCAGGAGACAGUGAGUCCUCUAGAAAAAGAAAACCAGGAGCCAGUGGAGUGCCUAGAAGAAGAAGGCCAGGAGACAUUGAGACCUCUAGAAAAAGAGAACCAGGAUCCAGUGGGGUGUCUAGUAGAAGACCAGGCAACAUUAAGACCUCUAGAAAAGGUGAAACCAGAGCCACAAAUGUCUCUCGGAAAAGACCAGGAGAUAUUUAGAUCUCUUGAAAAUGAGAAUCAACAGUUAUUACAGUUCCUAAAAGAAGAGAGCGGCAAGGCAAUGAGAUCUUCAGAGUCAGAGAAUCUAGAACCACCAAAGUCUGCAGGAGACGAUUUGGGAAUAUUGAAAUCUCUAGAAACUCAAGAGCCACUGUGGUCUCCAGAAGAAAUGAAUCAGGAGACAACGAAACCUCUAGACAAGGAAAUUCAAGAACCACUGGAGUCUGUGGAAGACGGCCGGGAGACACAGAGGCCUCUAGAAAAGGAGGCUCGGGAAUCACUGGGCCGUGUGGGCGAGUGGAACCUAGAGAAUCGGGGGCCUCCAGAAGAGCUGGGUCAGGAAAGUCAAAGGUCCCCGACUGAGGAAGAGACCCCCGCACAGAAGGGGGACCCAGAGCCGCCGAGGUCUCUGAAAGAGGCAGGACGGCAGUCGCCACGGAGUGCCCACCAGCAGGGGUGGGACGACACGCUGGGGGGUGGAGAACGGGAUCAGGAUUCGCCCCCUGGCAGGGCAGCGGCGGGCCAGGAAGCUGAGGCAAAGCCCGUCGUGAGGGAGUCGGGUGGCUUCGUGGGGAAGGAGGAGCCUGAGGGGUGUGGACAGCUGUGGCUGGCGGCUGCAGGGGAGGCCCGGAGUGCUGGCGAGGGUCAUCCGGGGAGCCUGGAGCCCCAAGAGCAGAGAGCACCAGUUGAGGGAGCCAGCCGGGAGGGAGGCACUGAGGGCUUCCAGGACCCCGAAGGGCCCCCAGAGCAAGUCCGGGCACCAGGCGUCCAACCUGCCCAGGGAGUGUCUGAGGCGAGAGAGCUGGUGUUGGAAGGUGGACAUGAGUCCCCCGGGGGGGACCAGGCCUCCCCAGAGGUCACUUUGGGGUUAGGGACAGCUGCGGGCGAGUCUGCCGCGGGAAGCUGGCAGGGACCAGAGCGGGAGGUGGGGGGGCUGGAGGACCCAGGCUGCCCGGCCCGAGAGGAGGGGACGGCACCACCCAUGGGCAAGGAAGGUUUGGAGGGAGAGAGGAGGCAGGGCUCGGAAUGGUCCAGAGAGGACCCAGAGGAGGCAGCUGCUCUGGACCCAGAGCUUUCCACCCUGUCCAGGAGGAGCAUGGACCCCCUGGAACCUUCCAGGGGCUGGGAAGAGGCAGAGCUGGAGGCCCCCUGGGGAGCAGAGUCCGGGCUCCCCGCCGAGACUGAGGGCCCUUCUCACACGGGAAGCAGUAGGGGUGCCCCUCAGCCCGGGCCCCUGGCGUUGGAGGAAGCAGGAGAGGCAGAGCUAGUGCUGGGGCCCACUGAGCCCCGGGCGCCCACCCCGAUCCCUGGAGAUGCCCCUGAGCUCCAGCUCCUGGCUGAGGGGAGCUGGGAGGCUGACUCGGGGCUGGAGGGCAGAGCGGAGGCUCUGGGAGGGGUGGAGGGGGAGCAGGAGGGCUUGGGUUCUGAGGGCAGCGCUGAGGAUCUCCAGGAGGGGGAGGAGAACAGAGAAGACAGCGAGGCUGACGAACUUGGGGAAACUCUUCCAGACUCCACUCCCCUGGGCCUCUAUCUCCAGUCCCAGGCCUCCCCCAGGGGGGAUCUGGUUGGAGAGCCGAGGCCCUCCCCGCAAGGGGAGGCCAGAAAGGAAGGCUGGGGUCCUUCUGUCCCGGCCUCUGAGGGCUGUGGGGCCCAGCGAGGGGGCGAGGAGGAGGAGGAUGAGGACGAGAACGAGGAGGAGAACAAGGAGGAGGAGGAGGAAUGCGGUCAGGACUCUGACUUGUCGGAGGAGUUUGAGGACUUGGAGACCGAGGCUUCUCGCCUUCCCGGGGUCCGCAGGGAGGCUGUGGAACCUCUGGGCCGAGCUCCUGAGCCUGCAGCCUGGGCCCGGGAGGGCGAGUCUGACGGGUUUGCGGAUGAGGAAGAGAGUGGGGAGGAGGGAGAGGAAGACGAAGAGGAAGAGGAUGGGGGGGAGCCAGGGGCUGGCCGGUGGGGCCCAGGGUCCUCUGUCGGCCCCCUCCCGGCCCUGAGUGGCCCUCAGAGAGGGAGCUUCCCGGGGUUUGAGACCACAGAUGCCACCGUCCCCUGGGAUGAUGGCAUGAGGGACGCGGCAGCUGAUGUCCGGAGAACCGCCCUGGACACUGAGUCCCAGGACAGCUCGGAGCCCUCGGGCUCGGACGGGGAGUCUGGCCUUGUUUCCUUGGAGAGGGAGGACCAGGUCCCCGACCCUCUGGGAACACUCGGUGGGGCGGGGAACAGCCUGGGUGUCCAUGGCCAGGGCCCCAGCCUGAAGGAGGAGUUAGAGCGUGUGAGUGGGGGGGUGGUAAACGGGCUGAAGCAGUCUGAGGGAGGAGGGCAGGGGAAACUGGGGGGCCCCGAGGGGGACCCAGGCAGCCCCUUGGAGGAGGAGGAAAGUGAGGGGGGUGCCCUGAAGUCCCCUUGGGCAGGACCUCCUCUUCACCUGGGCGUGGGCCAGUUCCUGAAGUUCACGCCGAGGGAUGAUGUCGACUCCUGGUCCUCAGGGGAGGACUAGAGAGAGCUCCUCGCUCGCUGAGGACUCGGGGGGUGUGUGCGUGUUGGGGGGGGUCCCUAAGUCCCGUCCCUGCUCAGAGGCAGCACUCCUUAAGUUAUGAUCCCUUGACCCGUGGCCUCUGUCCCAGAGGCCUGGCCGGCCAGGGUGAAGCAGGGGUGAGUCCCAAGGACAGAGGCUCCGGAAUGCGCCCCAGCCCGCAGAC
Molecule: messenger RNA, 5836 nt
Organism: Lontra canadensis (Northern American river otter)
Lineage: Eukaryota; Metazoa; Chordata; Mammalia; Carnivora; Mustelidae
Gene: NES
Product: nestin
Biological process (GO): positive regulation of intermediate filament depolymerization
Cellular component (GO): intermediate filament
Molecular function (GO): intermediate filament binding; CCR5 chemokine receptor binding
Source: RefSeq, a predicted model, not a curated record